Myodes glareolus (Bank vole) is the source of this 3062-nucleotide messenger RNA. RefSeq names its product tRNA-dihydrouridine(20a/20b) synthase [NAD(P)+]-like. The record is from RefSeq and is a predicted model, not a curated record. Lineage: Eukaryota; Metazoa; Chordata; Mammalia; Rodentia; Cricetidae. Gene Ontology annotation, biological process: tRNA processing. Gene Ontology annotation, molecular function: tRNA dihydrouridine synthase activity; flavin adenine dinucleotide binding.
UGUGGCAGCCAGGACCUGAAGUGCCCGCACUGAAGGAUAGAAAGGCUGCCGCGCGGGCCUUCUCUUAGGCUCCCGGAGACGUGGCCACCGCUCCUACCUCCAACGCAAGUAUUGGCCGGAGAACGCGGGCCUCUGGCGUAGGGAAGAAGGCUCCGGGCGCUUCGCGGCCCUCCUCGCCCAGCACGUGGGAGCUAGCGCUGCCAAGUCCUACCUGUGCCAAGCCCGCAUAGCAGGCGGGAUAUGCUGGGGAAGAAUCGUUGCUAAGCGCUACCCUAAAUAUCUUAGAAAUCCAAACGUUGAAGUAUUCGUUACUACUUAGGUUUAAAACUAAGUUGUAUACAUGAGGAGUGACUCCAUACCAAUCACAAUAUGUCAAGAAAGAAAAAAAGACCCAAUAGAAAUGUUUCAUUCUGGACAGCUGGUGAAAAUCUGUGCCCCAAUGGUUCGCUAUUCGAAGUUGGCUUUUAGAACGCUAGUAAGAAAAUACUCUUGUGAUCUGUGUUAUACACCAAUGAUAGUUGCUGCUGAUUUUGUCAGAUCUGUAAAAGCCAGAGACAGUGAAUUUACCACAAACCAAGGUGAUUGCCCAUUGAUUGUUCAGUUUGCUGCUAAUGAUGCAAGACUUUUAUCUGAUGCUGCCCAAAUCAUCUGCCCCUAUGCAAGUGGAAUAGAUAUUAACUGUGGUUGCCCUCAGAGGUGGGCAGUGGCAGAAGGUUAUGGAGCUUGCUUAAUAAACAAGCCAGAGCUCAUUCAAGAUAUGGUGAAACAAGUAAGAAAUCAAGUGGAAAAUCCUAGAUUUUCAGUUUCAAUUAAAAUAAGGAUCCAUGAUGACCUUAGAAGAACCAUAGAUCUUUGCCAGAAGGCUGAAGCAACCGGGGUGUCCUGGAUUACAGUUCAUGGAAGAACCACUGAAGAAAGACACCAACCUGUCCACUAUGAUGCCAUUAGAAUGAUAAAGGAAAGUGUGUCUAUACCUGUAGUUGCUAACGGAGACAUAAGAAACUUGAAAGAAGCAAAGACUGUGUGGCAGAUGACUGGGACAGAUGGUGUGAUGGUCGCAAGGGGACUUUUAGCAAACCCAGCUAUGUUUGCUGGAUAUGAAGAAACCCCACUGAAAUGUAUCUGGGACUGGGUUGACAUCGCUCUUGAACUUGGAACUCCUUUUAUGUGUUUCCAUCAACAUUUAAUGUACAUGAUGGAAAAGAUAACAUCAAGGCAGGAAAAAAGAUUAUUUAACGCCCUGUCGAGCACAUCUGCAGUCCUGGAUUACCUUACAGACAAUUAUGGUAUUUCCCUGUGCCCAGCUGCUCAGCCACCUCUUGUUGCUGCUACUGCCAACACUGGGACAGCAACUCCAUUUGCUGCUGUGGUUCUGUUGCUGUCCCUAAAGCCUGUGUUUCCUGAGAAUGUCAAACCCAUCGUAUUGCUUCACAGGUGGCAGAAGAUUUUUUCAUUUAGUGUCUGGGGUAAAAUUGCAAGUUUUUGGAACAAAGCUUUCCUUGCCAUUAUAGUACUAUUAAUCGUUCUAUUUUUAGAUGCUGUGAGAGAAGUAAGGAAAUAUUCCUCCACUCAAGUCACUGAGAAGAACUCAGCCAGCAGGCCUGGUGCCUAUGAGCACACACAGAUGAAGCUCUUUAGGUCCCAAAGAAACCUUUAUAUCUCUGGAUUCUCAUUAUUUUUUUGGCUAGUGUUGAGACGUCUGGUUACGCUUAUUACUCAGCUGGCCAAAGAAAUAACAAACAAAGGAGUACUUAAAACACAAGCAGAAAAUACCAAUAAGGCUGCCAAGAAAUUCAUGGAAGAGAAUGAAAAACUAAAAUGGGUACUAAAAAACCAUGGCAAGGAUGGAGAUCAAAUUUUGGACACUGAAAAUAAAAAACUAGUAGAAGACCAGGAAAAAUUGAAAAUUGAAUUGAAGAAGACUUCAGAUGCCCUUUUUAAAGCACAGAACGAUGUGAUGGCUAUGAAGAUACAGUCAGAGAGACUUUCCAAAGAAUAUGAUCGACUCCUGAAAGAACACUCAGAACUUCAGAACCGUUUAGAAAAAGACAAGAAGAAAAGCCUGUGAAUUAACAUCAGAAAAGAAGACUGUGAUACACCUUGUCAAGAAAAUAAAUUUGUUAUCAUGGUAUCCACUAAAACUUUCAGAAUUCAGCCCCCACCCCCGCCCACAAAAAAAGCUCCGCUAGCAACCAUAGGCUCACAUGACUGUGUAGUACUGAUGUCGAAAUACUUGAUAAUGCAUCAGUAAAGUAUGUUUCAGCUCUUUUGAAAAAUAUAAGCAUGUUAAAUGCCAUAUUUACAUAUUGCUAAUAACAUUGGUAUAUGGUAACUUUUUACCCAUAAAAGGAAAAGUUCAUUAGCCAUUUACUCCCAAAAUAGAUCUGAAGUUGCAUGAAACUAUUAUUAGCCUUGAAAUCUUUGAUGGGUUUUCAGUAAUAAUCAGUGGUGGUGAUGAAAAUGAUUUUUGAAAACAGUCCUCAGUCUGAAAAUUUGUUCCCAUAAUAGCCACUGUGUUUAUAGAAGAGAGUCAGAGAGAACACUGAAAACAAUGGCCUUAGGGUUUCUUAAGCCUGGUGAGUCUGUGAUUUCCUGCACAUAUGACAGCACUCUUGUUAGCUGCAUUUUUGUUACUGCACUUCUGUACCUAUUAGACUGUUUUUAUUGAUAUUUUGGUCAUGUAUAAUCAAUAUUCUACCUUUUCAAGUUCACCUGGUAAUAGAAUUUAUGUCCAUUUGCGUAACUGUCAUAACAUUGAAUUGAACUUAUGUUGCUCUGUGGUCUUCUCCACCUAGAAAGCUCACUUAGGACAUCCAAAAAGCCGUGCUUUUUAUGCUUGUGAAAGUUACUGAUUAUCCAGAUAUUACCUCAGUAUAUAUGCACUGGUAUCAUACAGGUCUCUCUACAAUAUUUCUUUGUUUUCAAAGUUAAAUACUGGUUUUCAUGCAAAUAUUCAUGUAAAGGUUGUAAUUAUAGUAACAUGAUUUAGGUUAUUUCAAUGUUUAACUGUAAAAUGCCACUUGUCUUAAAAUGAUUUAAAUAUAAAAUAUUUGGAGUUUUUA